Messenger RNA from Penicillium paradoxum, 798 nucleotides. RefSeq lists its product as uncharacterized. The record is from RefSeq and is a predicted model, not a curated record. Lineage: Eukaryota; Fungi; Ascomycota; Eurotiomycetes; Eurotiales; Aspergillaceae. The transcript is spliced from 3 exons. Gene Ontology annotation, biological process: secondary metabolite biosynthetic process. Bases 1 to 798 code for a protein of 265 amino acids.
AUGGCGUGCAACGCAACACAGUUUACACUUCAAGGUCGUGACCACCAGCGAAUCCUAAUAGAUACGGGUGAAGGCAAGCCCGCAUGGGCAGCCAAUCUUCAAUCUGUGCUCUCAGAAGAAAAGGCAACAGUGCACCAGGCGCUCCUGACGCACUGGCAUGGUGACCAUGUCAACGGACUCCCAGAUCUACUGAAGCUCUGUCCCCAGGCACAGAUCUUCAAAAAUGAGCCUGACACCGACAUGGGGGAUAUCCAAGAUAGACAGGUGUUCUCCGUUGAGGGUGCUACCUUGACGGCGUUCCAUACACCUGGACAUACGCUUGAUCAUAUGGUGUUUAUGCUUGAGGAGGAAGGUGCGAUGUUCACGGGUGACAACGUCCUUGGCCAUGGCACAGCCGUUUUCGAACACCUCAAAAGCUACCUCGGCAGCCUCCACCGCAUGCGCGACCGCGUGUCCACAGGCCGGGGGUAUCCCGGACACGGACCGGUAAUUGAGGACGCCGGUGCGCGGAUCACCGAGUACAUCAAGCACCGGCAGCAGCGGGAAGAUGAGGUCCUGCGUGUAAUGAGGUUUGGCAAGCUGGACGUUGCGGCUGGCGAGUCCUCGCCGGAGCGUAAGCAGGGAUGGACGCCUAUCGAGCUGGUCAUGCGCAUUUACCGCGAUAUUCCGGAGGCUCUUCAUUUGGCGGCUUCGCAUGGUGUGUCGCAGGUGUUGAUGAAGCUUGAGGCUGAGGGGAGGACGGUCUAUGAUUCGGAGUCUGGGAAGUGGAGUCUUGCGGGUAAGAGGUCUACCUUGUGA